Molecule: messenger RNA, 1952 nt
Organism: Nannospalax galili (Upper Galilee mountains blind mole rat)
Lineage: Eukaryota; Metazoa; Chordata; Mammalia; Rodentia; Spalacidae
Gene: Slc35a1
Product: solute carrier family 35 member A1
Exons: 8
Coding region: 175-1188 (337 amino acids)
Biological process (GO): pyrimidine nucleotide-sugar transmembrane transport
Cellular component (GO): Golgi membrane
Molecular function (GO): pyrimidine nucleotide-sugar transmembrane transporter activity
Source: RefSeq, a predicted model, not a curated record
AGCUCCCUGGACUGUCACUCAGAGCUCACGGGCGGCCACAGCAGCGGGACUCUUGGUCCGGCGAACCGCUGGGGCUCUCGCCGUCUUCCGUGGGCGGCGGGGGCGCUCUAGGCCGCCGCGUCUCUAUGGCCGCAGGGCGGACCUCCCCGACAGCUCUGCGGACCGCGCGACGCCAUGGCUCAGGCGAGAGAAAAUGUCAGUUUACUCUUCAAGCUCUACUGCUUGGCAGUGAUGACCCUGGUGGCUGCAACUUACACCAUAGCUUUAAGAUACACCAGGACAACAGAUAAUGAACUUUACUUUUCAACCACAGCCGUGUGUAUCACAGAAGUUAUAAAGUUACUCCUAAGUGUUGGACUUUUAGCUAAAGAAACUGGUAGUUUGGGUAGAUUUAAGGCAUCUUUAAGUGAAAACGUCUUGGGGAGCCCCAAGGAACUAGUAAAGUUAAGUGUGCCAUCACUGGUGUAUGCUGUUCAGAACAACAUGGCUUUCCUAGCUCUUAGUAAUCUGGAUGCAGCAGUGUACCAGGUGACCUAUCAGUUGAAGAUUCCCUGUACAGCUUUAUGCACUGUUUUAAUGUUAAAUCGGACACUCAGCAAAUUACAAUGGAUUUCAGUUUUUAUGCUAUGUGGUGGGGUCACACUCGUACAGUGGAAACCAGCCCAAGCUACAAAAGUUGUGGUGGAGCAGAAUCCAUUAUUAGGGUUUGGUGCUAUAGCUAUUGCGGUAUUGUGCUCAGGAUUUGCAGGAGUUUAUUUUGAAAAAGUUUUAAAGAGUUCGGAUACUUCCCUUUGGGUGAGAAACAUUCAAAUGUAUCUAUCAGGGAUCAUUGUGACACUAGUUGGUACCUACCUGUCAGAUGGAGCCGACAUUAAAGAAAAGGGAUUUUUCUAUGGUUACACAUAUUAUGUCUGGUUCGUUAUCUUCCUUGCAAGUGUUGGCGGCCUCUAUACCUCUGUUGUGGUCAAGUACACAGACAACAUCAUGAAAGGCUUCUCUGCAGCAGCAGCCAUUGUCCUUUCUACCAUUGCUUCAGUGCUACUUUUUGGAUUACAGAUAACACUCACAUUUGCACUAGGAGCCCUUCUGGUAUGUGUCUCCAUAUAUCUCUAUGGGCUACCCAGGCAAGAUACUACAUCUGUUCAACAAGGAGAAACAACUCCAAAAGAGAGACUCAUUGGUGUGUGAUUUCAUUAUCAAGAGAUUCCUAUUAUGACUAACUGUUAAUAUUAAAAUAGAGCCUUAAGUCAAUCUCAGAAGAUAGCUUAACAACAACACAACAAAUUAACUGUAUGGGUUAAGAAUCAAGAAGAAAACUAUGAGUGAAAUGAUGAAACAUUUACUUUAGAGCCAAGCUGUAUUAUUUCAGAAUGAAGGAAUUUUACUAUUAUAUAUCAUGUACAUAAAACAUAUAGCAGUGGUGUGGUAUUGAAACAAUCAUGUGAAACUACAAUAUUCAAAUAACAAGGUUUAAGACAGCAUUUAGGGUUAAAGUGCCAAAGCAAUUUCUGUACUAACUGUUCACUUGUUCAGGUACUGGGAGAGAAGGAUGACCCCUUCUUAUUCUCCAAUUCAUUUAUAGUAUUUUGUCUCUGUAGCAGUAAAGAUCUAGCUCUUUCGUUAUCAAAGCAAGGCAGGAUCAAGACUAGAUAGUUCAGAAAGAAAUGGAAUGUGUAGCUUGUAAAACAUUUUAUAACCUAUUUUAUAACUCAGAUAAUGAGUUCUGGGUGAUGACUGCGAACCUUAGUGCUGUAUUCGUGCCAUUUACUAUCUGGUUUGUAUUUCUUUGCUGUCAGCUGAUACACUUUUCAGAAAAAUUUCUAAGUCACUUUUAUACUUUGUUUUUAUAAAGUAUGGUUAACUGUUGGGCUCUCAAUUUGUGAACUUUCAGUGUUUUUAAAAUAUUUCUAUACUCUAUGGGGGAAAUCUGGCAAUAAACUUAUUUAUAUGAA